AUUGUCACUGUUGUUUUGACCGUGCAUGGUUAUGUGUACAUUAGACUGGGGUCCUGGUGCGCAUUACAUGCUUGGAAAUUUGUUUUGUUGAUAAACACGGUGUUCAUCGUGCAAUUCGGUGUAGCGUUUAUUACCAGAGUGGACUUAGCUAGAAUUCUAUCUGUAAAUUAUGUUCUGGUACGAUGGAUUUCAGACGGAUUUCCUCUUCUCAGAAGAUGGCCUACUCUCGGAUCUGGCAGAUCCUUUUGCUAUGGAGGACGAAGCAUUUGACUUUUUAAGUCUUCCUAACAAUGUAGGCUAUAUGAAUCAGCCGCAAAAUGAACAAGCUCAGCUUAAUCAAAAUGCGCAGCAGUUUAUGCUACAUCAACAACCACAGCAGCAACCGCAGGCACUUCAACAUCAUCUUUCGCCACAGCCUCUUUCGCAACAGCCUCUCUCGCAACAGCCCCUUUCACAGCAGCCUCAUCCUCAGCAGGCUCAACCACAACUGAGCAACUUAUUGACAUCUCACCCUGUUCAAAGAGCUGCUCAAAAUUCACGAUCUGCUGUCAACCUUAAUGGAGUGGGAGCAUCGGGAAUUUCUGUCCUCUUACAACAAGGAGUUGUGGCUCCAAUUGACAAUAGUCCUAUGGGCUUUUGUCCCUCUCAGGUGCUCCAGCCUGCUUUGACGACAAGCAGUUCAUCUCAAAUGCCCCUUCAAAUGCAGCAUCAGUUAAAGCCUCAGCAACAUGUCAUACAAACACAGGCUCAGCAACAGAUCAAGAAGCAAAUUUCACCAAAGCCUGGUCCUUUGAAAAAACAACCUAUUUUACAACAAAAACCUGUAGCUCCAGCUACAUCACAGCCAGGGCAGAUAGUUUUACAAAGUGUCAGUCAACUAUCGAGUGGUGAAAAAGUGCCACAGGUUGUUGUUCAAGCUGCUCAGCUCAUCAAAACUGAUCCACUUGUAUCUAUACCAGCUACAACACUAAUGUAUACAACCUCAACUACAUCAAGUGCAAAUGGUUCUCAGCCAUGUCAACCAGUCCACACCUUUGUUAAUGCAGCUGGGGGAACUAUACUUGCCACAGGCAUUCCCCUUGUACUAGAUACAGACAAAGUUGCCAUCAAUAGGUUACCAUCAGUGUACCCCCCUCAGACAACCAACACUACUACGCAGCCCAAAGUUAAAGAGGUGAAACGCAGUGCACACAAUGCCAUUGAACGACGAUACAGAACAUCAAUCAAUGAUAAGAUAAUAGAACUGAAAGAUAUGGUUGUGGGCACUGAAUCUAAGUUGAAUAAAUCAGCAAUUCUCAGAAAAGCUAUUGACUAUAUCCGAUUCUUGCAAAAUCAAAAUGCUCGCUUGAAAGCAGAAAAUAUGCAGAUGAAGAUGAAUGCUCACAAGCAUAACUUGAAAGACCUGUUGGCUCCAACCAUUUUGCCAAGCAAUGCCACAUCACCUGGUGCUUUCACACCCCCUCACUCAGAUAUCUCCUCUCCUGAGCUUUCUCCCCCACAUUCGCACUCUGAUGCAUCUCUUCCUCCCUCUCCUGAUUACUUAUCCAGGAAGAAUGAUAUCAAGGAUGAAGAUGAUGAUGAUGAUGACGCAAUGAGUGGGUCAAGUGACAGAAGUCAGAGUGGGAUGCUUGAUACCACCAAAAUGGCGAUGUGCAUGUUUAUGCUCACAGUAGUGACCUUCAAUCCUCUAGGGCUUGCUCUAGAUGGUGCGAGGUCCUUCAGUUCCCAGGAGUCAUAUGGUAGAGGCAGAAGUAUCCUCUCCAGUCAUGAUGACGCUGACUCCAGCAGUUGGUUUGGGGGUAGCUGGUUUAGUCCUGCUGCCUUACUCCUGUGGAUGAGCAACCUGUUGGUGCUGACAGCUUGUCUUGUUAAGUUACUUGCUCUCAGUGACCCAAUCAUUAGCACAUCAAAAGCCUCUACAGCUUUUUGGCGUCACAGAAAGCAAGCGGAAUUCAAUCUGAUUAAAGGAGAAAACAUUGCUGCUCAACAAGAACUACGGCGUGCUCUUCAAGCAUUGGGGAGACCUCUUCCUGCUUCUCGCAUUGAGUUGUGGAGCUGUGUAAUUUGGCAAAUUAUUCGGCAGUGCUUGCAUCGGUUGUGGAUUGGGAGGUGGAUUUCUCAGAAUGGUCCCACGAUUUUCUCAAGAGGUGGACACAGAGCUUCUGCUCAAAGCGCUCGAGAGUUAGCCCUUGUAUACCAUCGUUUACAUCAGCUCCACUUGGUCUCUGCCGGCACCGCUAACGCUUUAGAUGGAGGUGGUUUAGGCUCUGGCAGUAUAAGUGGACUGGCUCUUGCACUCAGUGCUGUGAACUCAGGUGAAGCUGCCGGGCACUCCCUUUCCCACCACCAGCUGGCUGAUAUGUAUGUUGCCUACGCUCUACGAUUGAAAACCAUUUUAGCCGCACCUCUUCAGUCUCUCUGCAGAGGAUACCUGUCCCUGGCGAGGAGCCAUGUCUUGCGGGCCACGGAGCCCGUUCCUGCUCGCCUGCAGUGGCUCCUCACGCCGUAUGGCUGCCGCUUCCUCGUCAGCCAGCAGUGGAGCUACAGCCCCGCGCGCUCCUCCGCCUUCAGUAUGCUGGGCUCGGCCGGAGAUCCCCUCGCUUACGUGAUGAGGGAGUACCGCGAGCACUUGCUGGAGAGGGCACUGCACACCCUGGUGUUGCCCGGUGGCCGGCUGGACGCCGGCGGCACUCCGACCAGCUCCUGCGACGGUGCCACGGAGGAGCCCGCGCGCCGUGCCCAGACCCCCGACGCGCUCACUUUCAUCCAGCUGCUCCUGGAGAACUCGACCGCAAUGGUGGACGGAGACACGGCUGCAGCUGCGGCCGCGGCCCUCCCCACCCGCAGCCAGCUGCAGGUGCCCUCAUGCGAGGAUGAACUCGCCCGUUGGUGGGCGGCCGUGGUGGGCGUGGCGGCGUACUGGCUCCUCGGCGAGGACGCUCACGCCGAGAGGCUGUACGCUCGCGUGGAGCUGCUCCCCGAGCAGUUGUCCACCCAGCCGGACCCCGUGGCCAGGGCGGUGCAGAUGGCGUACCGUGCCCGGAGGACCGCGUCGGCCGUGCUCCGCGGCCACCUCAGCCCCGGCAACGGCGCGAGCCGCGAGGCGCAGCGGCUGUGCGACGCGGCCGGGCGCUACCUGGAGGACAGCCUGGCGUACUGGAGCUGCAAGCAGCCCAACAACCUGGUCUUGAUGGUGCAGUUGGUGGCGCUCGACUGGCUGCUGGAGACCCGCACGGCCCUGUGGGAGCAGGACAACCUGUCGGCAGCGCCGCACAGCCCUACAGGCGACUCGGCGCCCAGCCCCGUGCCCGUGGCGCCCGCCGUGCUGACCGGCUUCCAGCGGGACGUGUGCAGUCUGCGGCGACUCGCCCAGCAGCUCCCGGCUGCUGUCCCGAGGGUGUUCGUGUCCGAGGCCACCGCCAGGCUGAUGGCCGGAGCUGCCCCGGGCCGCACCCAGCAGCUCCUGGACCGCAGCCUGCGACACAGGACCCACCGCACCACGCCGCUCUGCGGCAAAGACCGUGAGCAGAACGCGGGCGGUGAGCGCGAGCACGCCGCGGCGCUCUUCCUGGCCUGCAGGCACCUCCCCGCGCCGCUCCUGUCCUCGCCUGGCGAGCGCGCGGGCAUGCUGGCCGAGGCGGCCAAGACGCUCGAGAGGAUCGGCGAUAAGAAGCGACUCGAGGAGUGCUAUCAGCUGAUGAAGAACCUGACCGCCACUGUAACCGCGGCCUGAGCCCGAGAGGUGGGAGGCAAGCUUUGCCACAUUACUUUUAAGGUUUGCAUCAUUUUUAUUAAUGUGUAAAGAUCCAUGUGCGCAUGGUCUUAUGUGUUGAAAUUAUUAAUUAGUUUGUUAUCCAAAUGGAAGUGAAGUUUCUUCCAUGUUUUUAUACCCGUAACUUGUCUAGAAUAUGUCAUGGAUCUACAUUCCCUCCUCUUGCGUUUUAUUUUAGUGGGAAGGGAAACAAGGCAAAUUAAUGUAUGGAAUUUUAAACCACAUACUUAAAUAUUUCACUCGUUGUUUUAUACAAAGCAAACAACUUGUGUAUUUUUGUACAAAUAUUUUCUGCAGAGACUGCUAAUGUGAUGUAUUUUAGAGUGAUUGUUGUUCUGUAAGCUCCAUCUAUAUUGGCCCAAUGAACUUUGCAGUUUCCCAUAUCAUUAAUAAGUCUGAUUGAUCUGAAUUAGUUUUUCUUUUCAUUUUCGUUGUAAUUCAUUUUACAUUUUAAAAUGUACUUGUUGGCAUUGGUUCUAGUGAAUCAACUUUUCUGUCACAAGAAAGUAUCUAUUUGUGUUUUUGAUAAGGAACUUUUGUUGCAUGCUCUCAUUUCCAUUUCAUUAGACCUUUUCAUUUCAUACUCUUUUAAGACAAUUCUGUUAUAAUUUAUUUUCUCUCUGUGAGGGAGUUGUUCAUUAAACAACUUUUUGUUUAAAAAAAAA
This is a messenger RNA of Frankliniella occidentalis (western flower thrips), 4437 nucleotides long. RefSeq names its product sterol regulatory element-binding protein 1 (gene SREBP). Gene Ontology annotation, molecular function: DNA-binding transcription factor activity, RNA polymerase II-specific; RNA polymerase II cis-regulatory region sequence-specific DNA binding; protein dimerization activity. Gene Ontology annotation, cellular component: nucleus. NCBI's taxonomy places the organism in Eukaryota, Metazoa, Arthropoda, Insecta, Thysanoptera, Thripidae. The record is from RefSeq and is a predicted model, not a curated record. The coding region runs from base 170 to 3733 and encodes 1187 amino acids. The transcript is spliced from 14 exons. Gene Ontology annotation, biological process: regulation of transcription by RNA polymerase II.